Molecule: messenger RNA, 1676 nt
Organism: Acipenser ruthenus (sterlet)
Lineage: Eukaryota; Metazoa; Chordata; Actinopteri; Acipenseriformes; Acipenseridae
Product: lens epithelial cell protein LEP503
Exons: 2
Coding region: 345-536 (63 amino acids)
Biological process (GO): multicellular organism development
Source: RefSeq, a predicted model, not a curated record
GAAAGAGAAAGGGAAAGAAGGAGCGAGAGAGAGGGAGCAAAGCUGUGGAACUGAGGGGAACGAAAGUCAGAAAGCAGAGCAGAAUUAAACUCAGCUGCAAAGAACAGAGCGAUGUGGUGUUGCUGUCUGAGAGGCAGCUCGGGACAGGACAGGUGAACGCGAAGCAAGCUGGAGUAAAAGAACGAAGUGAAACAGAAAACAGCAGCAUAACCUCAAGAAAAGAAGGAGGAGACUGCAAAAAUUAAACAGGGUGGCUGUGAAACUUUAAUAAAGGACUCUGCAGAGUGGUUUGUACCCCCUUGGUCCUCCUCUGGUCUCUGGGAUCCUGUUUCCUUCCCUCUCGAAUGCAGCCCCAGCACCCCGUGCCCCAGGCCGCCCCCUCCUCCCUGGGACGGGGUUUUCGGGACAUGGCCCUGGGAUUCGGACGCCAAAAGAACCUGCUGGGCAUGAACGCGGGCUACGGGCUCAUCCAGUCUGCCAAGGAGUGUCUCUACUUCCUGCUGUGCUGCUGGUGCAUCAAGGAGCUGAUAGACUGAGCCGGGCCGAGCCCACUCUGGCCAGCGCGGUUCUGGCCCGCUUCUGCAAAGUCCUGGCUCGCUUCAACCCGCUUCUGACCCGCUUUACCACAGCUGUGGCCCACUUCAGCGCAAGCUUUAGUCCAGUCCUGGCACACUUCAGAACCGUCUUGGCACGCUUCAAAACUGUCCUGGUACGCUUUAGCCCAGUUCUGGCACGCUUCAUCCCAGUCCUUCUGCCCCUCUUGGGCUGGGGUCUGUACCCCUCGAACACGGCCUGCCUCCUCGCCCGCUCGCUAGCGCUUCUGUUUGAGGCUGUCGUUUCUGAUGGGCUCGCAGAGUCUGCUGCUGGAUCUGAUUGAAAGAACCUGCCUCUGUAGUACAAUACGGGCUGAUCAACAGAUCGGAACCGUCCGCGUAUGCCUGAACAGCGUCGCAAUGGGGCUGCUGCUGUGAACCUCCUCUGAUGUGAGGGGUGAGGGGGGGUCCCCCAAUUCAGAGUAACCCCAAGAGUCUCCACCAUCACCAGCAACCUCUAACGGAUGAUCCAAUACUUCCUGCGGGGCUUCUCCCCCUGCAUCCGGUCACUGUGCAUCAAACCCCUCUUCUCAAACUCUCUACCGGACCGGGACCCCUUUGACGUGGCCUGGGUGUGCCGUGCCUGUGACUGCCCUGUGACAAGCCGUCGCUGAUGCAGUAUAUUAUUAAUAAUAUUAUAUUGAAAUUAUAGAUGCAACUUCAUGUAUUAUUUAAUAGUAUACGCAUUUUACAUAUAUAUAAUGCUAAUAUAUUAUUAAUAUAAAUACAUCUUCGUGUAAUGGUGGGUAUUACAAAUGGUGAUUGCAUGUUGGUUUUAUGAAUAGCAAAGCGAAUGCAAUUUCUGAUUACGACAGAAUAUGCGAUCGAUUCAAUUCACCAGCGAUUUCCGUGAAGCGUUUUUGAAAGAAGUACAUUGGAAUGGAGUGCUGGGCUGGCGUGGCAAUAGCGCACCCUAGCGUUCAGGCUUGGAUCUACACGCAGAGGGUUCAAAAGGUCGGGGCGCACGAAUCACCUUUUCCAAUCUACGCGUGGUAUUUCCUGAUGGUGCCUUUUGUCAUUUUUGUAAAUUAUUAUUAUUUUUUUAUUAACAAAAAUAAUAAAGUAAAUUAGUAGCCUUGCGAA